AUGCAACAAGAAAGAGAGCAGAGGAGAAGUCAAAACUGCUGCAAUAAAUUUUUAUUAUGUCUCGCAUACCUUAUAUCACGGUUGCGCAUUUGCUGCAGAUGGACAUGCUAUUGAGUAAAAAGAUACUGCAGAGGGAUAUGUGAUUUCAUAUUAUGUCUAAUAUUUUGCAGGGUUAAGAAGCAGAAAGAUUCCGAUAGCGAUGGCCAAAUAGAAAACCCAAACUAUUUCAGGGGAGAAAAAAGCUUAAAUUACUUCCAUAAAGAUGAAAGCGUAAAUAAUUUUAGCAAAAAAGCAAAUUACCCCAGAAAAUUAGGAAUCCCAAAUUAUGGAAACAUUUGCUAUUUGAACUCAGUUCUACAGGUUUUAGCAAGUACCCCAGAAUUUUCCAAUUGUUUAAGCCAAGAUUCCGAGAUUUCAGGAACUUUAUUGAAGAUUGUCACCAUGAUAAAUAAUCGCUCAGAAACUAAUUUUAAGCCAGAUAUUGAUAGAUUUUUAAAAAUUAUUUAUCAAGAAGAUCCAAAGGUAUUUUCUAUACAGUUUGUUUUAGGCAAGCAAAACGACAGUAAAGAAAUAUUCGCGAUUAUAAUAGAUGAAUGCGCAGAAAUUAAUAAAAAUCUGAAAGAUUUAUUUUUUAUUAGGCAAGAUAAAACAUUUAUUUGCGAACGAAAUCAUCAAGAAAAAAUAGUAGAGGAGAAUCCAUUUUUAGUAGUCCUGAGAAAUUUCGACAAAGGUAUUAGUAGCUUUAUAGAUUCUUUGGAACGGACAAUCUAUUUUAGAGAUAGCAAUAAAAUAUACUGCAAUACCUGCGCAGAAUUAAAGGAUACUAGUAUCACUACAGAGUAUAAUUUUCCGAAGAUUUUAGUUUUUUAUUUUGCUGGUGACACCCCAAAGAAAAGGAGAAUUGAGGACUUUGAGUCAAUUAAAGGUAAAAAUUAUGAGCUUUAUGGAAUGAUUUGUUUUUAUCCGUCCUAUCGCCAUUAUGUAGCUUUUACAUUAGAUAGUGGAAUAUGGAGGAAGUAUAACGAUGAAUCUGUGUCUGAGAAGGGGCCUGAUUAUAAUUAUGCUUAUAUGGCAUUUUAUAGGCUUUUAAAAUAA
Molecule: messenger RNA, 1095 nt
Organism: Blepharisma stoltei
Lineage: Eukaryota; Ciliophora; Heterotrichea; Heterotrichida; Blepharismidae
Source: the annotation of a GenBank genome assembly